UCCACCUCCAAGCUCCGAUCCAUGGCGUCUCACGAUCACCACCACCACCACCACCACCACCACUCCCACGACCACAAUCACCACCACCAUCACUCCCACGGGGACGGCGGUGGCAAUGAAGCUGGGGGAUCGUGGGUCGGGGAGGACAGUCGCGUGUGGCACUCCCACGACGGCCUCAUACUACACUCCCACGAGCCCAUCUACUCCCCCGGCGACUUCACCAAGCGCACACUGUUGCUCGCCUCGCGCGCCUUCACCGACUGCGCCUUCACCGUCGUAAUUGGUGGCCCCGUCAGCACGGGAAAAACUGCCCUGAUGUUAGCACUGUGCAGAUUCCUACGUGAUAAAUAUAGUCUUGCUGCGGUCACAAACGACAUUUUCACAAAAGAAGAUGGGGAAUUCUUAGUCAAGCAUGGAGCACUCCCAGAAGAGCGCAUACGUGCAGUGGAAACUGGAGGGUGCCCUCAUGCAGCUAUACGUGAAGACAUCAGUAUAAAUCUUGGUCCUCUAGAGGAGCUAUCGAACUUGUACAAAGCUGAUUUGCUACUCUGUGAAUCUGGAGGAGGUAUAUUAUUUUCUGGAUCUAAAUUAAUAGUCUAUUUCUGUUGUCAUGCAUAUAUUUGUGUAAACCAGCCUAUUCAUCCUACUGAGAUCAUGCUGCCUGUCUAAUGCUUGUGAAAUGUUAUCAUGUGAACUUGA
This is a messenger RNA of Panicum virgatum (switchgrass), 699 nucleotides long. Its product is annotated as urease accessory protein G-like. The record is from RefSeq and is a predicted model, not a curated record. Gene Ontology annotation, molecular function: GTPase activity; nickel cation binding. The transcript is spliced from 5 exons. Lineage: Eukaryota; Viridiplantae; Streptophyta; Magnoliopsida; Poales; Poaceae. Bases 22 to 669 code for a protein of 215 amino acids.